AUGUUCGCUACAGCUACCUCCGGCACAACUGUUUUAAAUAUCGCUGUUGAGAGAGCUUUUGCGACAUAUUAUAUUAUGGAUUAUGAGGUUUAUCCAAGAAUCUACAUUUCUCUUGUUUUAAUCAUCGCAACCACCAUUCUCAAUGUUUGGGUCACCGUUGAUUUCACAUUCACGACUCUCGUUUUUGAGUCUCGAUCCAUUCCUUCACAAUUAUGCUGGGCUCUUUCUGAUCUAAUCAUGGCCAUGAACACAGUGGUCGUUUCGGGAGUCGGUUAUCGAGAUAUUGCGCCAUGGAGAAAUGAAGUAAAAAAAUAUGUGAAAAGUGUUUGGAUGGUAUUUAAAAGAAGUUCUCAAAACGGGAUGCGAUCUACAGAAAUCAGUUCAAUCUCGAUUGAUAAACCGAAAGAAACCGAGAUGUAUUUCAAUCAAUUAGUUGCUACUUGGCAA
This is a messenger RNA of Mesorhabditis belari, 447 nucleotides long. Lineage: Eukaryota; Metazoa; Nematoda; Chromadorea; Rhabditida; Rhabditidae. The record is from the annotation of a GenBank genome assembly.